UAUGGAAGCUACCAGAGUGGCAUCAGGAAUUCGGCACCAUGUGUUCGUCUAUGGAACUCUCAAGAGUGGAGAGAGGAACCACAACAUUUUGAAUGACGCCAACAACGGCCGCUCUACGCUAGUUGGCCAGGCGAGGACGAUCAAGAAAUGGCCCCUGGUUCUCCUGUCCGCGUUUGAGUUACCGUGUCUCCUGCCCUGCGAUGGUGUGGGCCACGAAGUAUGCGGCGAAGUCUACCAAAUGGAUGCGCGGAUGUUGGAGGUCGUGGACCACCUCGAGUGGCACCCCCGCCUAUACGUUAGGUCGCAGGAAGACAUAGAGUUGCUUUCGCAGGGCGGUGGCAGGCUCAAAGCGUGGAUCUACUUUGUGCGUGAAUUCGAUCGACAACUGCUGUCGCUUCCUUACUUGGUGAACUUCACCGGAAAACCGGGGAUCGAGUGGCCAGAGUUUAUCGGCGACAAUGAGGAAACACGACGCUUCAUAGAGGCCACAUUUCCAGAAAUCAUCAGAACCGGGGACACCAACGAAGGCCAGCUUUCAGAAUAGCUUGAAACGUUUUAGAGAUACCUAUACCGAAGCUUUUCUUAGGAGGAGGAGGAUGUUUCCUUCACGUAGAUCUAGCCUUGCUUAACUUGCCCCGCAUUGCGGCGUCCUAGCACCGACUUUCCGCGCAAUUUAAGAAACCUUAAACCUGCAGGUACGCCAUUGAGUGCGUCCUCAUUCAA
Molecule: messenger RNA, 723 nt
Organism: Dermacentor andersoni
Lineage: Eukaryota; Metazoa; Arthropoda; Arachnida; Ixodida; Ixodidae
Product: putative gamma-glutamylcyclotransferase CG2811
Cellular component (GO): cytosol
Molecular function (GO): gamma-glutamylaminecyclotransferase activity
Source: RefSeq, a predicted model, not a curated record